AUGUUGGUUAUCAGUUUCAAAGAGUUGCUUUGUUUAGUGAACUAUUAAAAGAAUAUCCUAGUUCACGUAAUGAAAUUAUUCAUCAUGCAAAAGUUGAUAUACCACCAUUUUUACGUGGAAAAGUUUGGGCUGCCAUUUUAGGAAUCCGUGGUGAUUAUCAGGCUUUAUAUGAUGCUUAUGAUAAAGAAACUGAAAGAGAUCAUCAAAUUGAUGUUGAUGUUCCAAGGUGUCAUCAAUAUCACCAACUAUUGUCAUCUCCUAUUGGACAUGAAAAACUUAGAAGACUCUUAAAAUGUUUUAUCACUGCUAAUAGUAAAUUAGUAUAUUGGCAAGGAAUGGAUUCACUCUGUGCACCAUUUUUGACUUUAAAUUUUAAUGAUGAGGCAUUGGCAUUCUGUUGUCUGAAUAGAUUUAUUCCUAAAUUUUUAAAAGAUUUUUUCUUAGUUGACAAUUCUCAUAUAAUAAAAGAAUAUUUGGCUGUUUUUGGUCAUCUUUUAUCAUUCCAUGACCCAGAAUUAUCUAGUCAUCUAAGAGAAACAGGUUAUAUUCCGGAUUUAUAUGCUAUUCCUUGGUUCUUAACUUUAUUUACACAUGUUUUACCAUUAGAAAAAACAUAUCAUCUUUGGGAUAAAUUACUUGUUGGGCCUCCUUCAUUAUCAUUGUUUGCUGGUAUCUCCAUAGUACGACAACUUCGAGAUGAUUUGCUUAAAUCUGAUUUUAAUGAAUGCCUACAAUUUGCUGAAACAUUUCCGGAUGUUGACAUAGAAAAAUGCAUUCAAUCAGCUCUUUCAAUGUGUAAAGUUACACCACCCUCUGUAAUCUAUCAAGAGGAUUACCCAACACAACGUUGGUGGGAACAACCUAUACCUGUUGAUGUGAAGAAAACUGAAUUGGCUCCUAGGAUAUCAUUAAAAGAUUUGGCUAAAUUAAAAAAUUAUGUUUUGGUCAUUGAUAUAAGAUCUGAACAAGACUUUGUAGGGGGUCACUUUCCAUUAUCAGUAAAUUUUAAUACAUCAUAUCUUGACCAAGUUACAGAUGCACUAUUUCAAGAGAAAAAGAAAUAUCAUGUAGUUUUGGCAAAUAGGGGCGAAUCUGGUCCUCGGUUUGCUGAUGAAUUAGUUCAUGCCAAAUUUCCAAGGGUUGCAGUAUUAACAGGUGGAAUUGAUGUGAUACGUGUAGUUACUGAAGAACAUGUUCCUGUGUGUUCUUGUAUGCCAUUAAAGAUUUUAGUAUCAUCUGGGCAAAAAGGUGUUGCAUAUUCUAAAUGUGAACAAAAUUUAAUGGAAAGUGAAAGCUAA
Molecule: messenger RNA, 1298 nt
Organism: Entrophospora candida
Lineage: Eukaryota; Fungi; Glomeromycota; Glomeromycetes; Entrophosporales; Entrophosporaceae
Source: the annotation of a GenBank genome assembly